This is a messenger RNA of Tricharina praecox, 1573 nucleotides long. RefSeq lists its product as uncharacterized. Gene Ontology annotation, molecular function: histone binding; nucleosome binding. The coding region runs from base 177 to 1484 and encodes 435 amino acids. The record is from RefSeq and is a predicted model, not a curated record. The transcript is spliced from 4 exons. Lineage: Eukaryota; Fungi; Ascomycota; Pezizomycetes; Pezizales; Pyronemataceae.
CGGGUGGCUCUAACAGCGCCAAGGACGCGAGACGAGGCGUCUCACUGCCGCCGCCGCUAUAUGCCGCCGGAACUUACCUCUACCUUACCCACCACAGUCCACACCUCACAUCACUCCUAUCCACCUCACCUCCACCAAACCCUCAAAAAACUUACCCACCCGACGACACAUACGCAAUGGCGUCCACAGAUUUGUCAUGGGUGGACAGUGCAUUCCCUUUGCCAUCCCAACAAAAGCUCAAUGCGUCCGUACGCGCCGCGAUCGCCAAAGACCCCAAAUCCGCCAGCCUCUUCACUGACAUCGGCGCAUAUAUCCAGAGCCUCCGCAACGAUCCGAACACUGCGGAGCCGGUAGUGAAGAAACGGAAGCUCGACACACCACGCGACUCGCCAGCACCACCGGCACAGUCCAUGGCGACGACAGUCCUCAAGGUGGAAGGCAUUAGCUUCAGUGUUCCGCAGAGGAAGAAGUUCAACCUCGUUUUCACCACGGCGGGGGUAAAUGCCGUUACCGCGGCCGGUGAUGUGGAGUUUGGUUUGCUAUAUGAUGAUAUCGACUACGCCUGUUGUCUUUCCGUUCCUGAUAAGGCCAUGCGACAAUGGAACUUCUGCCUGCUCCCUGUUGGAGCGGACGGGCUUCCGGGGAGCACAAAAGACGCGCUUGUGUUUACGAUUCCCGACGGGGCACCAAAGACGGCGAGCGGCGAUGCGAUGGGGAUGGGAUACGAUACUACAACGUACCGGACGCUGCUGGUGGAUCUUUUCAAUGCGCAAUUGAAGCCGAGUAAGUCGAAGAUCUCAGCAGUUGAGGAGCCCAAGGUCGGCGUAUUCUUCUCAACGGUGGUGCAGAGCCAUCGGAAGGGCGAGAAGGCGUUUCAUAUUAAGGCGCAUCGGGGGAAUAAAGAAGGCUACCUCUUCUUCCUCCAACGCGGCAUCCUCUGGGCUUUCAAGAAACCGCUCAUGUACUUCUCCUUCAGCGACAUCGACUCCGUCUCCUAUACCUCUAUCACAAAGCGGACCUUCAACCUCUCGGUGCGAGUACAGGAGGACCGUGGCGGUGGCGAAUUCGAAUUCUCAAUGAUCGACCAGGAAGACUAUCCUGGUAUCGACGCCUACAUCAAGGCGCGAAAGCUCAACGACUCAUCGAUGGCAGACACGCGCCGCGCAAAGCACUUCAACGUCAACGGGAAAGCCGACAGCGACGAAGUUGGAGAUGGCAGUGGGAUGGGAGAGCUCGAGAAGGCGCUGUACGAUGCUGAAGACGAGGAGGAGGAGGACUAUGUCCCCGACGCCGAUGGAGACGAUGAUGGAAGUGCGAGCGGGAGUGACGGCAGCGAGAGCGAUUCCGACGCCGAUGAGAAUCAUGAGAUGGAGAGUGAUGGAGAGCAGAGCGUCGACCUUGAGGAUGAGCUUGGCUCGGAAAUGGAGGAUGUUGAGCCUGACGAGCCGAAGCAGAAGAGAAAUAUUAAGGGCUCAAGGUCUUGAUUACUACGGCUAUAAUACGACGCCACCAAGACGUUAGAUGAAAUGCGUUUACGUUUAUAAUGAGAAUGAAUGCAACGAAGCGGCACUUU